This is a messenger RNA of Sungouiella intermedia, 3003 nucleotides long. The record is from the annotation of a GenBank genome assembly. Lineage: Eukaryota; Fungi; Ascomycota; Pichiomycetes; Serinales; Metschnikowiaceae.
AUGAGUCCCACGAUUUCUUUACACAAAUUGGUUAAGGUCCUGGCUUCCAAGAAGACUUCUCCGAAAGUCUUUGGCAGCCUUCUAAAGCAAUUGCUCAGCACCACCGAAGUAUCAGACAAUGAAAUGGUGGAGUCUUUGAUUGAGAUUCCAAAAGGUUCAGAUCCGGUCCAGCAGAAAUAUCUCGUGGAUUAUGCAGUGGAAUUUGCCUGUGGCAGUAUCUCAGAUCUCCAGAGGUUCAUGUCGCUUCUUGUGCAAGCCUCUGUAGAAUCUCAACGAACAUACGUAGUGUUCUUCAAGAAUAGCUAUUCUCGGGUAUUCAGGCUGAAUGCCUUGAAGGAAUUCAUUCAGUCUGGAUAUAUCCCGUAUACUGUUAGAUUUAUGAGUAAUCUUGCUGAAGUUGUGGAAUUGGAUAGUAUUCAAAAAAGCACUUUGACUCAUAUUCUUUUCUUAUGGGGAGAUAUCAUAGAUAACCAUUCAGAGAUGAUUCCUUCGGGUCCAUUCAAGGAAAUGGCCAUUUCGGUAAUGAGCAAUUUAGUGAAGUUUGGCUACGACAGUUUGUCCGGCUAUUUCACCAAGAAAGCAAAUGUACUAAUGACUACUGCUGAUUUGAAUAAAGAGUUGCAACCGGGUGUACCAUUGGUUCCACUAGGAGCAGAAAACAACGAAAAAUUGACCAUGUCUAUGGUACAGAAAUCAUUUUCUGUAAACUGGCACUCUAAGAAGGCUGCUACUUAUCUUAUUAUCAAAAAGUUUAUGUGGUUGAACACACAAUUCGAGCAAUGGCAGAUCCAUAACUUGGUGGAUGACUACUUGCAAUUUUUCGGCAUUUCAACUCAUAAGUUGAGUGAACUAGUCGAUGAGAUUGUAUCAGCUUUUUUUGGGGGUAUCACUAUUGCUAUACUGCUGAAAGAAAUGCCAUAUGUGAUUUUCAACUGGCGUAACUUUAUUGUAAGCACAUUACCAAUCUUUCUCAAGAAUUCGAGACAUAUACACUCAGCCAUAUCAUCUGAGAAUCUCGGGGAGCUCUUGUGUGAUGCUGUUGUGAAAAGAAAGGAUACUGCCAUAACACAAAUGGCGGUAGGAGAUAAACCUUAUGACUUGCGCAAACAUUUUUUGCGUAAUUGUAUCUACCAAAAGAUCAUUACUUUAGAAGAGUUCACCAAAUUGUUUCCUGAAGAGGCGGACGCGCUAUCUCUGUCGCUUAUUAUUCAUGAAACCGAGCAAUUGAGCCACCUUGACAGCUUGACAAGUGAAUUGAACAACAAGUUAUUGGAGGUCAAUACUGAAUUCACUUCUUUGGAAGAAAGCAGACUCAUUGAGUAUUUCCAGUCACUUCCCAAGACUAACAUUCUCUUUCUGGAAAAAAAGCAGAAGCAAUUGAACAAGCUUGCUCACAAAGCCGUGGACGCUCUCGUCAAAGACAAAAGUAGUGAGAAACUAGGGCGAUUAUUGAUUGCCAUGGCCAACACACCAACCGUUUCGAAUAUAAUCUUCUUUCAAGACCCGCUCGGACCGUGGGGACUCUUAAACAAGUUGAUUUUAUAUUUGGAUCAAGAAAGCUUCCGUGUGGACGAAGACGACAGCAAUUUUCAAGACACUUAUGCGUAUUUUGGUGUGAUACUUUCGGGAAUAAUUGCUAUAGUCGUUCAUUUCAACAUUGACUUUAAGCUGGCUGAGGUAAAGGACUCGUACACUAUCAAUUUCAUUACCAGGUUCUUUUAUAGACACUGUGAAGACCUUACUGCCAAAGUAGUUGGAUCAGACGAAGAUGACUCCACCAUUGUGGCCAACUACAACACGCUUUUGCAAGAUUGGGUUAAUGCGUUGUUCGAUGUAAACAACGAGGGUUUAUCUGACGAUUUGAUUAAGUCCAUUAAUGUCAAACAGACGUAUAAGCUCAUUACCAUCAUUUUUCAGCAGGCCAUCACAGCUAAUAUUUUGGGCACCUUGAGUACCAGCGGAUUGAAUAAUGGGUUAGACUACUUGAGUCAGAACUUUUUGGCACCAUGUUCAUUGGAAAUUAUGGAGUGGAUUCUCAGUGGAAUUGGACCGUUGCAACCAAAUAGCGAAGCAAUGGUUUCGAUAUUUCUCCGCAUCAUGGAGAUUAACCUCGGCAACUCCGGCACCACCUCGGACCCUAAUUAUACUUUCCGAGUUCUACUCUGUAUAGUUGGGCCACGGGCACUUGAGAAAUUGCAAACCCUCAAGAACUGGCGGAACUUUGAGGCUGCGGCCAGAAGUGUUUCAAUCCUUAAGCGAGAACUUGGUCAUGACCAUUUGACGCCACAAAAUGCGAAUAUUCUGCAAGUCGGCUCGUUCGAUCUUGUCCAAACCAUCAAACAAUGCCUUAUUCACUAUGUCCGCGAGCCGGGAAACUACUCUGUGCUGACCACUUGGGCAAAUAUUCGUUGGUGGUGGAGCAAAUUGUCCGGCCCGCAGACCUUUGAUGCGUUUUUGCAAGAGUUACAUCAAUGCCUGGUGCUGCACAAUCAUGUUGACGUAGAGGAGAGCAAGGUUUUUUUGGAUUUCUUAGUAUUCUUGGUGGUGGCUACAAGUGGAGUAAAGGAAGAGUCUUCGUCUACAGGUACGGGCAAUGAGAUCGACAUGGGCCACCGUGAAUCCGCUACAGUUUCUGACAAGUUUUCACUCACCAUCGAUAACCACUACUCGUCGAUAUUUAAUGAGGUUGCAGGGUUUGUGCCUGAGUCAGAGAAGCCGCCUAAAGACAAUUUGAUGGGCGAUUUCGAAAUGGACGACUUAUUCAACGAUGCUGGAGAUGAUCUUUUUGGAGAUAACGGCCUGCAUGCAUCCGCACCCUUCACCAAGAAACAGCAUAGCCUUCCAGCAGUUGACACUGUCUACAAAACUCUUAAAGGCGCAGACGGUAAAUACACGUGCAUUGAGCAGAUGCUCAUUGGCAGAGGAGGUGGCGGCAAGAAUCGGAUCACCGGUAUUGCCAAGUUGAAAUUAGCGCAAGAGCUCGAACAUGCACACAGGAGAUAA